UGGAAGAAAAAGGAAAACAACUACAUUCCACAACAUUAGCCCCCAUGCACUGAGCUUUGCCGCCUGUGUAGCAGACCAGCCUCCAGCCACCCCUCUGUCAUCUUAUUUUUAUCAUUUUUCAGCGUCACAUCCCCCUGGCUGGAGGAAUGUAGGGACGGAGGGAUUUAAAAAUAGCAUCCUCUCCUCUGACACUCUGCUCAGGGGGCUCCGCAGCACUGUGGUGCGAGAAGCAGGAAUGCGAAGAUGGCUGCAGACCUCGGAGAGCUGCUGGUCCCAUAUAUGCCCACCAUCAGAGUGCCCAGGACCGGGGAUAGGGUUUUCAAGAGCGAGUGCGCCUUCUCCUUCGACUCUCCCGAGUCAGAGGGAGGCCUGUAUGUGUGUAUGAACACAUUCCUCGGCUUCGGACGAGAACAUGUUGAGAGACAUUAUCGCAAAACAGGACAGAGCGUUUACAUGCACCUCAAACGACACGUCAAAGAGAAAAAUACAGGAGCUGCAGGAGGCGCCAUCCCCAGACGAAAGAAUGGAAAAGUGUUUCUAGAUUUAGAGCUAAACCGUGAUUUUAACGGAGAAGACUUUGAAUAUGAAGACGAGGCCAAGCUUGUCAUUUUUCCAGACCACUUCGAGAUCCCCUUACCAAAUAUUGAGGAGUUGCCCGCUCUGGUCACCAUCGCCUGUGACGCAGUGCUCAAUGCACCUUCAGCUUACAAGAAGCAGGAGCCUGAAUCCUGGGAGGAGGAGAUCCAGGUGUCCAGACAUGCCAGGAGCCUCAGACAGCUGGAUAAUGCGGUCAGGAUCCCACCCAGUGGCUGGAAGUGUCAGAAGUGUGAGAUGAGGGAAAACCUGUGGCUGAACCUGACAGACGGAACAGUGCUCUGUGGGAAGUGGUUCUUUGAUGGGAGCGGGGGAAAUGGCCAUGCUCUUGAGCACUACAAAGAGACCAAAUACCCGCUAGCUGUCAAAAUGGACACCAUCACACCAGAUGGAGCAGAUGUGUACUCAUUUGAGGAGGAGGAAGCAGUUUUGGACCCCCACAUAUCAGACCACUUGUCACACUUUGGAAUAGACAUGCUACAGAUGCAGAAAAAAACAGAGAACGGUCACCACACAGACAAUAACUCCCGGCCGCGGGUCAGUGAGUGGGAGGUGAUCCAGGAGUCGGGCAUGAAGCUGAAGGCGGUGUUUGGGUCUGGCUACACGGGCAUCAAAAACCUGGGCAACAGCUGCUACCUGGGCACGGUGAUGCAGGUCCUGUUCAGCAUCCCAGACUUCCAGAGGAUGUAUGUGGGUAAUCUCCAGAGGAUAUUUGACUAUUCACCCCUUGACCCCAGCCAGGACUUUGCUACACAAAUGGCUAAACUGGGACAUGGACUGCUCUCAGGCCAAUACUCCAAACCACCCAUGAAAUCCGAGCUCAUUGAACAGGUGAUGAAAGAAGAAUACAAGCACCAGCAGAAGGGCGUCUCCCCCCGAAUGUUGAAGUCUCUGGUCAGCAGGGCACACCCAGAGUUUUCCUCUUCGAGACAACAAGAUGCCCAGGAGUUCCUCAUGCACGUCAUCAAUAUUGUGGAGAGGAACAGUGCAGGCUCAGAGAAUCCGAGCGACGCCUUCCGCUUCCUGGUGGAGGAGCGACUUCAGUGCUGCCAGUCUCGUCGGGUCCGUUACUCUCAGCGGGUCGACUACUGCAUCCAGCUGCCAGCUCCCUUUGAGGCGGCCACCAAUCGAGAGGAGCUGCUGGCGUACGAGGCCAAGCGAAGGGAAGCCGAGGAGAACAUGCGGGCUCCUCCUGAGCCGGUUCGAGCCCGGAUCCCCUUCACCGCCUGCCUGCAGGCCUUCACAGAGCCGGACAAUGUCCCCGACUUCUGGAGCUCAGCGCUGCAAGCCAAGUCAGCCGGAGUCAAAACUUCCCGUUUCGCCUCCUUCCCAGAGUAUCUGAUUCUGCAGAUUAAGAAAUUUACAUUUGGGGUUGACUGGGUGCCAAAGAAACUAGAUUUGGCCAUUGAUGUCCCAGACUUUCUGGAUUUGAGUCGGAUGCGGGCCACAGGGCUGCAGGCCGGUGAAGAGGAGCUGCCUGACCUCCUGCCUCCCAUCGUGCUACCUGAAGACACCAGAGAUAACUCCAUGGGCUCUGCAGACUCUCCAGAAAUAGAUGAGGCGGCAGCAAUGCAGCUGGCAGAGAUGGGCUUCCCGGUGGAGGCGUGUAGGAAGGCGGUCUACUACACGGGCAAUAUGGGUCCCGAGAUGGCCUUCAACUGGAUCAUAGCCCACAUGGAGGAGCCCGACUUUGCAGAACCUCUCACACUGCCCUCCAUGAUAGAUCUCGGUCCCUCCAUCAGCGACAGCCCCAUGGGCGCCACCCCGCUGGGAAACUCGCCCCCUGAGGAGAGCAUCGCCAUCCUCACUUCGAUGGGCUUCCCGCGCACUCACAGCAUCCAGGCACUCAAAGCCACGAAUAAUAACCUCGAGCGAGCACUCGACUGGAUCUUCACCCACCCUGAGGAGGAGGAGAGUGAUGUCCUUUCAGACAUGGCCGACACGGAGCCCAACGACAACGCCUUCUCCAACGCCAACUCACACAGCAACUCCACGAUGUCCCCAGACAGAGACGCAGCAGGCCCACGGGUCAAAGACGGACCGGGACGUUAUGAGCUCUUCGCUUUCAUCAGUCACAUGGGAGCAUCCACAAUGUCUGGACAUUAUGUUUGUCACAUCAAGAAGGAAGGAAGGUGGGUGAUCUACAACGACCACAAAGUGUGUUUGUCAGAAAGGCCUCCAAAAGACUUGGGCUACAUCUACUUUUACCAUCGACUGUCAAUCAGUUAAACUAAAGUUACUGCCCCCCGUAACCCCCCUCCACCAUGCAACCUUUCAAAGAACCGCGGUCUUUCCCCCCCGAAGACUGGCAGGCAACUUUAGUAACAGCCGCCGUGAAAACGAUGGACCUCACAAGACCAGCUGCUCGCCUUACCGUGAUGUCAUGCCGGAGCAACCAGGAACCCCACUCAGAAUGGGAAAGCAAUGUGCUUUUUGUGCAUUUGUGUUUUGUUAUGCUUUGAAUGUGUAUAUUCAGUGUGUAUGUUAAAGAAAAUACAUUUUCUUGACAGUAUAGGUGCAGAGGGUUGUGCAAUUUCCACUUCUCUACAUAGAAUAACGUCACAUAUCAAAUACCAUUGUUCCUAUGCCUUUAGCUACAGUGCCAGUAUUUUCAAAGUGGUACAUUUUAUAAAUGUAUAUUGAAAUGGCUUCACUGCCAGCCCUGAAAUGCUCUGAAACUGCAACAACAAACAAGAAAUUCUGCUGCCAGUGGCUUUGCCUUUUUCAAUGUCUUUCAUCCCUAGGAAAUUGAAAGGAAUUCAAAUCUUUUGGUCGGAUACUGAAAGAAAUUACCAACAGAGUGAAUGCUCAGACUGUAGAGCACUAAGACGGCCGUGAACAAGUGUCAUUAGACGGUACAAUACAUUGCUAGUGGUUAAAAAAUGGCUGUACCCUGCCCUUACCUCUCCUGAGAGAUUACAUACAAGUUUUUCCAUUCUAAUACUGGUUAAGAGCUGAAAGCACUUUUUGGUUAAAACAAGUUCAUAUUUUGCAGAAGUUUUCUUUCAAGAAUCAGCUAAAAGCAAUUAUAUGUGAUAAUUCAAAUCUAAACUUCAGUUAUGCAAUGCUGUGCUUUUUUUUGUUGUAAGAUCCACAUCAGUGCUUGAAACGUUGUUUAUUAGUUUGCCCAAAUUACAAGAUGUUAGAAAAACUCUCAGCUGCACCAGUGUAUUCUUUUAUCACUGACAGAUUCAACCUGUGACACAAACGUUAAAAUGAAUGUUUUCCUCACCUGUUGCCACUUUUCACUGGUUGACUUAAAUAUGCAUCUGAAUUGUCAUCACAUCUAAAGCGAUAUAUGCAAUUACAACCAAAUUUACUGUGGUAGAGCUGUGGUGCAGUGCUGAAUGUAUGACUCGAUGGUGCUCACAGCAACCAAAACCUCCUGUUCAGCUGAAACUCAACCGUUUGGUCUUUACAAAUAACCUCAUGCUGGAUUAUCCAUAUACACGAUACUCAUCUUCUUUAUAUACUCCGAGUGCCGGACAGAUUCAAUGCAGAUAUUGUGUGAUUAUUUGUGAAAUGCGGCCUCUGGCUUAAUCUUGUUUUACUUGUUGCAUCUAAAAAAAAGGCAUUGUUGGUAUUUUGUCUCAUGGGACAAACACAGUUUGGUGACCAUGGCAUGCGGUGUAUUGAAUUGAACAGCCAUCGAAUGCUGUUCAUUCAAUGGCUGCAUUUUGGAUACAUAUUUUAAUGGGGAGUUCUGCUUGAAAAUACACUUCUUGAAUGUUACAGUACUGUGCAUAAGUCGAUGCCUUUUACAUUUUUUUAAUCUUGGAGUCAUUAGCUCUCAUAUUCAAGAAGAUGGCAAUUAUUUGACAAUGAACAGACAUUUCCAAAUGUCAUUUUGAACAUUGAAACUGUGGAAAUUAGCGAGGUGAUAUAAUAGUCUUCAACAAUGUUUUUGAACAAUCUAAGUUAAUGCUUUCUAUGACCACUCAUCACAAAAAUCUUUAUGAAAAACGAGUCUAUAAGUCUAUAUUUUGGCAGUACUUCCCUUCAGAACUUUUGUUUUAUUAUAUCUCAACCCCUCAUUUUCGUCAGAUAGUUUUUGAUAAACUGCUGCAGUGUUUAAUGUCCAUGCAGCAGGGAAUUGUAAAAGUUCUCUAUGCUAGUCUUUUGUUCCUGCCGUUCUCCCUAUACAAAGUUUUGUUUGAUUCGUUGUCAAGAACCAAAUGUGUUAUGUCACACUGCUCUGUAAUCAGUGUCUCUGCUCGUCACCGUCAGUGGAAAAUACUCUUGCCGCCUUGCUGUAUGAAAUACUGUAUAGUCACAAAUGUCUUUAGGUGUUCUGUGCAAUGCAUUUAAUUUGUGUUUGUUUCAGCUUUCCCUCCAGCUUGGUCUUUGUUUUCCUAUGUUGUUAAAACGGUUCCAUUUUUAACAAAAAUGCUUUUUCACUGUCAGCAUGUGCACUAGACUUUGACAUUUAGUCAUUUGGAUUGUACAAUGGUACUUCUGUGGGUUGUAUUGUCUUUUUUUUCAUUUAACUAAAUGUCAAAAAAGGUUCCUCAUUUGUUUUCACUCUGUUGCCUUUUUGCAAACAAGUUUGUGCCAAUUCUGUAGUUUUCAUUACAUAGAUUUCCUGAUGGGAUUAUUUUAAGUUGACUUUUGUAAUGUAUGCUUUCAUCCAAAUGUGGCUUAGUUGUAUGUGAAUAGAGUCAUGACAGUAUUCUCAGUGGCACUGUUUACCUACGAUGUUUGGAUAAUUUAAUAAACUACACUUUUGUUGAGA
Messenger RNA from Eleginops maclovinus (Patagonian blennie), 5326 nucleotides. It is a transcript of the gene usp13, whose product is annotated as ubiquitin specific peptidase 13. Lineage: Eukaryota; Metazoa; Chordata; Actinopteri; Perciformes; Eleginopidae. Gene Ontology annotation, molecular function: cysteine-type deubiquitinase activity; zinc ion binding; protein binding. The record is from RefSeq and is a predicted model, not a curated record. Gene Ontology annotation, biological process: protein deubiquitination.